AUGGCCAAGUUUAAUAUAAAGGUUACUAAUGGCAUAUUAAAAGGCAUUAAAAGAAAAGGCGGGGUGAGGUGGGAGAAUUGCAUCCUGAUCCUACACCUGUGAUAACAGGCUGCCUUGAAAGACACACAAUCGGUGCCAUCUCUGUCAUGGCAAUUCCUGAUGAUCACGUUCAUUUACUCACCCCAGAUUUGCCUAGCACAGCAUCAGAGAUUUGUAGUGGAGAGGUGGUGUAUUUUACAAUUUUAUGAUGUUCUGAUUAUUUGAUUGUACAACCCCGUGGUUCUUUUAGUUAGCGGUUUAUAUUUUUAAAAACAAAUAAAAUAUAAUAAUUUGCAUUGCUUGUUUGCCCGCCACCGAUUGUAGGUUUGGUCGACACAGACUGGAGUGGACCACUUCGCAUUUCAGCUGAAGAAGGAUGCCUCCCCCCACCCAGUAAGUUUUCACCUCCAGUAAAAAAACUCCCUACAAGUUUUUUUAAAAACUAGCACUUCUCCUUACUGUGCUAGCUUUCUGCUUGCGGGGGUGGGGGGACAACCUGCAAGGAAGUGUUCACUCUUUUGAUCCCACUCUCCAUGAUACUAGGGAGUGUUACUCCCCAGGCGCUCCGCGUGUAGAACAAGCAGUGAAUUUCCUUGUCUCCACGUGGGUCCGAUCUGGUAAGAGCUUGUUUCCUUUCCCCACCUCCUCGAUCCGAAUAUUAUUGCUAUUUACUUAUUUAGCACUACCCGCCUUUCGUCCUAAGGUCCAGGGGCGGGUCACAACAAUUAAAACACAACAUGUACAAUUUUAAAACAACUAUUUUAGGCUGUGGUUCAACACACGCUUUCUGGGUGCAGCGGAGCUUGCUACCGAGUAAAGCCUGCGUUGUUGCUCCGGGAAGCAUGCUUUGCUUCCGGUGAGACACGGAUCCCGGCUGCUAAACUGGAACUCACCCACCCCGCACAUUUUCUUGGGAAAUCCCACUAAUUUCCGCGUAAAGCAUGCAGCGACCCUGCGCACCCUUUUCUUAGGAGUAAACCUCAAUCUUGAACUCGGUGGAGCUUCCUUCCGAGGAAAACUUGCGGCACGGUUGUCUGAAUGUGAACGGCAGUCAGCGCUGUCUGCUUCCUUCGGAGGAAACAGGCACAGGAUGAGGCCGGCGGGAUGCAAACCCCACGCAUCCCUACUGGGUAGUGAGCCCCAUUGGAUUUCAAUGGGAUUGUGCGCGAGUUAAGCGCUCACAGGCUGGCGCUGCAAAGCUGCGGUCCUCUGCGCGCUCCAGAUUCCCCCUGGAAUCCGAAAUCGGGCUCCGCAUCCCAGAGGCGGGGCGUCAAAUCCGGAUCUUCCAGGGAGUCUGGAAGCCCUUCCGAUUCAAACCCAGCAGCCUCCGCCUCCAGCUCCGCCUUUGCCCGGGACUGGCUGAGCCGUCCUUCGCCUACCUCCGGAGGACGUUGCUUUUCGCCGGUCGCUCUCGAUCCUCUCCUCCUCCAUAUAUACAUGGAACGGGUGAGUCCAUUUAGCUUCAAAUCUCUUUCUCUCUGCUUUCUUUCAUCUGCUCCUUAUAAAUGUAGUUAUUUCUCUCUCCAGAAAUGCUGAUCUCUUAGUUUAAGCCCCACAACUUAUUCCCUCCCCCCCCCCACUCCACAUGCUGCUUCAGAAAGGGAAUGAAGCAAGAGUUCCCUUAAGCGUGUGCAGAGUUCUUUUCCCACUCAUUGAAGAGCAAAGGAAGGAUCCCAGUGGGAAAGGACCAUAGUUCAGUGGUAGAACAUUUGCUUGGCAUGCAGAAGGUCCCAGGUUCAAUCCCCCGCAUCUUCGGGUGGGGCUGGGAGUGGCCUCUGCCUGAAAACCUGAAGAGCUGCUGCCAGUCAGUGUAGACAACAAUGAGCUAGAUAGACCAGUAGUCUGACUCUGUAUAUGACACCUCCUCCUAUGUUUCUAUGAAAGGGGAAGGGGGUUUGAUUUUCAAAUCCCUCAGUACCCCCCCCCAUAACAAUAUAUAAAUCACUGCCGUUAGUUUGUAGUUUGUUAUGUUUUAAGAGUUUUUCAUCUAUUUUGAUUUUAUUUGUUAUCUGUUUUUCAUUAGUCACCCUUAGGCUAACCCUUAGGCAUUGGCUUGAAGAGUGGGAUAGAGAAACUUGCAUUAAUAAUAAUAAUAAUAAUAAUAGUAAUAAUAAGCGUUGCUGAUCCCUGGCUUUAAGCUUCUUCUACAUCUUCUGAUGUGUUCCUGUCCAACGUUGUAUGUUUAUACCUUUUGGGGGUUUCUUUUAUUUGGCUUUUCAAUGACGACCCCACCCCCGCCCCUUUUCAAUUUUAGCUCUACAAAUGCUAGGCUGCCAUGAUUCUAUAAUGUCAACACGCUUACCUGGGAGUAAGCCCACUGAACAUAGCAGUACUGUCUUCUGAGUAAACAUGUAUAGGAUGCCUAGGUCCUCCAAAUUUUGCUGAAUUACAACUCCCAUCAGCCCCAGCAAACAUAACCAAUUGUCAGAGAUGAUGGGAAUUGUAGUUCAACAACAUCUGGAGGGCCAAAGGUUCCCUGCACCUGGGUUAGCACAUUGAACUGGGAGUAGGGAGAAUCAGUCUUACCUCCCUCAUAAGGCUGUUGUGAUAUUUAGUUAUAUACGGGGGGGGGGGAUCAAUUUUAUACCCUCUGGCUGUGGAGGUUCAGAGUGGAUAGGUCAGAUCCUUUAUUAAUCUGAACUGUGCAUGUUUCAAAACAUGUCCCACUUAGAGCAGAGGCUUGCUUGAAAUUGGAGUGUGUGUCUAGGCAAGCUUGGCUAAUAACUGGGUGAAUCUUUUGGGGCCUUUGGACUUUUCUUUGUUGACAAAAAAAAUCGUAUGCAAGGCACACUGGGUAAAGCUAAUUCGAAAUACAGCAUUUUCCGUCAUUGUAACAACAAUGUGUCACAGCAUGUGACUUAAAAAAAAAAAAAAGUGCAGUGACCUUGCCUGAUCAAACCCAAAGUUCAGGACAUCCGUUGCCAAUGAUGACUAUCCAGGGGUCUCCGGAAAUCCACAAGUGGAACAGGAAGGUGUCUGCUCUUCCAUCCUCCUGUGGGACCCCAGUAUUCAGGUAGACUGUCCCUCUACUUGGAGGCUCAAAGUUUGCUCUCUUAGCUGAUCUCCAUAGAUGAGGGAUGGGGAAGCUGUGCCCCCCCCCCCCAUGAUGCUGAACUAUAUCUCCCAUAAUCCUUGACCAUUUGCCAUGUUGUCUGGGGCUGAUGGGAGUUUGAGUCCAGCAGCGUCUGAAGGGGACCAGUUUGCUUACCACUUAGUUUGGGCCUUGAAGGGCUGAUCUCUCCCUCUCCCUCUCCUUUCCCUCCACUCUGAAUUUCCUUUAUUGUUUCUGGCCUUUUUUGUUUCUAAGCCUGAUGCCAGGGCCUGUCUCUCUCUUAUUUCUAACGUAACUUGAUCUGAGAGAUUAUCGUCGUCUGAAAAACAGAAUAAAAAAAUUAUAAAUAAAUAAAACUUUGGAAGGCCUUGAAUACACUGAAGUAGAAAGACAGUAUUAUUAUUAUUAUUAUUAUUAUUAUUAUUUAUUAUUAUUUCUAUUCUGCCCUUUAUCUGAGGAUCAGAGGGCAGUUUGCAAUAAAAAAAUACAAAAAUACUUACCAUAGGAUAGUAACCUACAUACACACAGUUUAAAAGACCAUAGGUUGUUUAAUUAGCAAAAGGUCUGGGAGAAGAGGAAUGUUUUUGCCUGGUGCCUAAACAGAUGUAACAGAGUAUGCAGUUUUCAGGAAGAAAUGAAAUAUACACAUCUGUAAACCAGAGAUCACUUCUUAGGAACAUAGAAAGCUGUCUGAUACCGAGUCAGACCAUUGGUCCAUCUAGCGCAAUGUUGUCUACACUGACUGGCAGCAGCUCUGCAGGGCUUUAGAUGACCGUUUUCCUACCUGGAGAUGCCGGGGAUUGAACCUGCAACCUUGUGCAUGCAAAAUAUGUCUGCCACUGACCUAAGCUCAUUCCACACAUUUAAGUGCCAUUUUGCAUAGACUCCAGAUGUUUAUUUAUAGUAAACAAUAACAACAACCCAAAUUUCUAGCCCUUAAGUGUAUACAGACAUUCAUGAAAGUAUUUGAAACACAGGAAGUUGCAGCUGGAUUAUCGGUAAUUCAGUAUCAUCCACACCGACUGACAGUGGCUCUCCGGGAUUUCAGACAAGACCUCCCAUCCCCACCUGGAAACUGAGCCUGUACCUUCAGCCUGCAGAGUAGAUGCUGUACCACUGAGCUGUUGCCCGUCUUUCCUCAUUUUCUCUGCUUCUGGCGAGAGAAGUGCAAACUUAAGUUGAUCAGAGCAGUGUGGUUGCAGCAUGGAGCUCAAUCAGCUAUUGUGCUGUUUUAUAUUGUGAUACAUGGGCUGGAUCACUUUAGGUACUUGGCCAACAAUUAUGUACUGGGGGGCUGUUGUAAGGAUGGAGGGGUGGGAGCCCAGCCACCCCCUGGCCAAGGAUCUGUUAGUGUCUCCUAUUGCACUAAGGCCCUUCCUUCCUCUCCUCUGCUCUUCUGCCUUCAUACUGACAUCUCAGGUCCCAGGGUCCAGUGGCCGAACUCGAUUGCAAGGCCUUAUAAUGAUCCAAGCUUAUUGAGUCACUUCUCGAAUGCUCAGUUGUCGCACAGAAGCGGCUGUCCUCCCUCAUGCUGCUUUUACAUUCUCCCCCUCCCAUACUUAAAACACAACAUGUCUUAAGUACUUGACAACCAAUCAGGGGUGUUUAAAUUCCCAUCAUGUCCUGUUUCGGAGCUUCCCAGAAGCAUCACAACUGUCUUCUGUUGGAGACAGGCCAAUGGACGGAUUUUUGGUCUGGUCUGCCAAGGGGAUUUUAAGGCUCUUGAAUCCUGAAUGUGGUAUCACACAUUGCUGUUACCGCAAAUAGAGGCUCAAUGAGAAUUAGGAGACCCACCUGCCUUGGCACCCAGCUGAAGAGUGGGUUUGUGUGUGGAAAUCUGUUCUAAUAAUCCUUUAUAAGCAGGACAGGUUGUUUAAAGGGUAACUGUAAUCCACAAAGAGGCCAACAAUGGAUCUUCAGAGUUAAGGAAAGAAUAGCUUUAUUGUUCCUGAUGUGGGUUUCCCCCCCAAUGUUAUUGACUUCAGACAGUCAGCAUUCCAUGCUCACUAAGCAUGUUCAGUGUUCACUUGAGUUGUUUUUGGAGCCCUGUCUCUUCUUUGCGCCCCACUCCUUUUAAAAAAAUGAUUAAUAUUUUUUGUACUGCUUUGGCUUACUAGCCAGCCACGAUUUGUGAUUGCCACCAGUCCCCUCUUCUGCAUACUCUGGCAUGGACUGAAGACUUGGGUCAGGGUCUUCUCUCAUUAGUACAGGGAGUAUAGAGAAGCAAGAAGAAUGGGUGUAACUCUGAGCAUGGCUGAUGUUGGAUAUCACCCAACAUAAGGGAGCAGAGGUAAAACCAGCCUCCUGCAGAUAACUUGGGGGGGGGGGGGUAACUGGGAAUGGAAAAACCAGGCUUGCAGGAAGCCUGAAUGGGCACAUUCCAUGCUGCAACAUUUUACUGCAAAUCCCACAAAUAGUAGCUGUCAGUGAAUAGUAUGGGACUAUCUCUUAAGCAUAAUUAUUUUUGAUGGGGGGGGGGGGAGAAUCCUAACCAGUGGAAUGAUCACAGGGGAAGUUAAUAAAAACAACAUCCCAUAGCUUAAAUCUGCUGGUUGGAUUUGCUGCUGCUGGAUAGAACCAGCAGUCUGGGUUGCUGGAUGGUUUUUUGUUUUUUGUUUCCCUGGCGUGUAACUUUCCACUGGUCACGCCCGUGCAAAAAUGUUCUGUUGUCGUUUUUCCCCACAGGCCUUCUUUUCCCUCCUCCCACAAAUCUGUUUAUAACAGCCGGGAAACCUUACAUUUAAGGAAGGGGAAGAAUCCACUUUGCUAUCCUUAAUCCAAAAGGACGCCAGAGUGCAAACAGAUAUUUCUCUAAACCGUUUUUUUCAGUUAGGGAUUUGUGAUGUUGCCCCUUCCCAUUCAAUUUUGCAUAAUCGACCCUGGGGAUAGUCCCCAGGCCCCCCUUUGCCUCACUAGACCCAGACGCUUGCUGUUGCUCAGAGCGCUGGAAUAUAGAAAGUGGCAUUCUCAGCCAUACCUGGAGAUGCUGGGGAUACAACACAGGAGCAAGCUACAGCUCUUCCCUCACAAGAUAAAACAAGUUUCCAGUCCUCAUGGUGUUGUACUAAGGGCCAAUUUAAAUAGGAACAGAAGAAGCUGCCUUGUACUGUGUCAGAUCAUUGCUCCAUCGAGCUCGUUAUUUUCUAUCCUGAAGGUGGGGAACCUUAGAGUAGAUCCCCAGGUCAAAUGCAUACCCGCCAUGUGUCCUGGGAAAAAAAGGGGGAACAUCCCAUAUCUCAAUGUGAAAUUGCGGCGGGUAUUUUGGGUGCUGUGAUCUCACACCCUGAAAAAAGCAUUUGUGGGGGGAGAUAGCAGCGCAGGUCACAUGCCUCACCUGGGAGCAUGUCCUGGAAAACACGCACCCCUGUUUUUAAUCUAAAAAAGUUGGGCUGGAUGCAUAUGCAGCCCUCUAGGCCACACCUUCUUCUCUGUUUUGCUUUGCACCUUCCUUGAGUGUUGGUGUCUGGCUGUAAGGUGCCCUUGGUUCUGAUAAGGCCCCUUGUUUGCCUGGAUGGAGGAGAGAAAGCAGUGUGUGUGAGUAUAUGGAGAAAUUAGCCUCAGUAAAACACACCUUUCUUGCUCCAUCUACUUUUGCCCCUGGCAUGUGGCCUAGAAGGGAGUGUGGCCCUUAGGCUGAAAAAAAGGUUCCCCACCCCAUGAUUUAUCUAUCAGGCGGCCCAUUGAAGCCUUCCCUGUCACACACAGUAGCAUAUUGCAGGUUGCCAAAACCGCUUCAAGUAAACAACCUUCUUCAUUCUAUUCAGGGCUCCUCGUUUCUCUUGCCUGAGAUUUCCUGCAACCUGAAGUCCGCCACCGUUGAGAUUUUGCCAAGCUGGUAG
This is a messenger RNA of Podarcis lilfordi (Lilford's wall lizard), 6930 nucleotides long. The record is from the annotation of a GenBank genome assembly. NCBI's taxonomy places the organism in Eukaryota, Metazoa, Chordata, Lepidosauria, Squamata, Lacertidae.